Nicotiana tabacum (common tobacco) is the source of this 808-nucleotide messenger RNA. The record is from RefSeq and is a predicted model, not a curated record. NCBI's taxonomy places the organism in Eukaryota, Viridiplantae, Streptophyta, Magnoliopsida, Solanales, Solanaceae.
CAUCAAUUCAGAAAUACUUCGAAAGUGAGUAGUUUGUUUCUUUAUCCGUUCUUUUCUGAUAAGUUCAUAUCUGUAUCAUGUCAUGCAGAGGGCAGCUGAAACUGAACUGCUGACCAGAUAUCCAUAUGGAGGAGUAAUUCUGAGGCCUGGAUUUAUUUAUGGUACGCGUCGUGUUGGGAGCAUGAAGCUGCCUCUAGGUGUAAUUGGUUCUCCUCUAGAGAUGAUCCUGCAACAUGCAAAACUGCUGAGUCAAAUUCCCCUUGUUGGCCCGCUGUUUAUCCCUCCUGUAAAUGUCACUGCGGUAGCAAAGGUUGCUGUCAGAGCUGCAACAGACCCUGUAUUCCCUCCUGGUGUCAUUGAUGUUCAUGGAAUCUCACGCUACAGCCAGCAGAGAUCCAUGUAGGUGAAUGACUGGCAUGAUAGCAUGAUGCAAGCACAUGAAUCCUUCUCUUAUUUUUCCUUCCCCUUUGGUAUUAAUGAGUAGUAAAUGGGGUAAGGUGACCGCAUCUUUUGCAAGUAUUACAGUUUCUACUUCAGAAUCACAUCUGGCAUGGACCAAAAUAUUUCACAGCAUUUUUAUGGCUGCAAGGCGCAUGAUAAAACAAUGAGUUUGAAAGUCAGAGUUUGCAGACAUGUUAAGGUAUCGAAAGUUUAGAUUAAGUGGUUUAAAGUUUGGUCAAAUAUUCUUAUGGGUAGAGUUAGUUCAGUUUUCUUUACAACUUUACACCAUUUGGUCUAAAUUUUCCUGUUGACGUGUGGGGAACUUUUGAAUUAACUCCGGUUCAAAUGCUAAGGUUGGUUAUUUUAA